AUGGCCUGCUCGCUGAAUAGCGUACUAAAUCCGACGGAUCGCUCACCUCGACUAGCAGGAACAAAGCCUGCUAUCGCUCCAAAUGCGACUGAACGGGAUGACUAUGGGCAACAAGCUCCUAUUGUACCCCGGAAGCGCAGAAGGAUUCCAUCACGUAUGGGAUUGGAGCCAGAUCAUGCGCCUUGCGACGAUGCUACCACGCGGGAUCCUCGAAAGCGGAGGAAACGACCGUCAUCACUACCCUAUCGGCCGCAAGAAGACCUACCGUUCAGUAUCAACGGGGAUCGAACAUUCCAUCGAGAAUAUCUCCCAAUCAAUUCAUUGGAACGAUCACCUAUUGGCACUUCAUCAUCACGUUCUCUUUCUCAAACAAACCUCAACCACUUCAGCAUCUUCAACGCCCUCCUCACUCAUCCAGAACUCCUCUACGAAAUGACCAAGCAACUUGAGAUCGACGACCUUGUUUCCCUCUAUUCCAUCAGCCGCGACUUCCACUUCCUCGCCAACGGGCGCUUAACCGCUCUGAUCCUGGGACAGUCCGUCACGAAAGCGCCGGAGUCUUCUCGAAUCUUUGUCCACCGCUGCUACCGCAAUCUUUGUAUGCGAGAUCCAGCUGGGCGCUUGAAUGAGAGUGUACCAGGGGAGGUGCGCUGGGUUCCCAGUUUUCGGUGGUUAAGAAUGGUGCUCUUCAGGGAGGAGGCUGUUAAUGAUAUCAUUGAUGCUUUGGCUUAUAAAGGGCAUAGGAUGCCGCCCCGUGCUAGCCUAGUCAUUAAGAAGCUGUGGUUUACACUGGAUAUCCCUGAUAAUAGGCGUCGGAUUUACCUCUUUCACAAUGAAAGUUUCUGGACCGAGAAUGAUAUCUUCGUUCUGCACCUCUUCAUUCUGAAAUUGGACAUGCGGCUCACAAAUCCGAGCACGGGAAAUUAUGGAGAGACACGCUUUCGGACGAUGUUAUUGAACCAGCGGAGUUUAAGCGUUUUGAGAGGAGUAUUGAAACGGGAGCACAUGCUGCAUCAGAAACAUGUAUUAGAAAUGUUUGUGCGGUACGCUUAUGUGCAUCCUUACUGGCCGCCGUUGAACCCAAUCAUGGGCAUUCCGCCGGGAGAAGUUGGGAGGCUAAAGUAUGAAGGAUGGGGUGCUGGACAUACGCCGUUUGUGCCGGUAGAUAAUCUAGCGCAGAGGGAGGCAUUCAGAAGAGGGCUUGGAUUGCAGGAUUAUUACUAUGAUAUGUGCCUUUUUGGGUAUAUUGAUAGGGAGACGAUGAAGGAUAUUUUGACGGCAGUGGCGCCUGAAGGGUUUUUUGGUUAUGAGAAGGUUGUCAAAUCGGUGGAGGAGCUUGAGCGGAUGGGCUCGGAGGUAGACUUUGAAGAGAAUGACUCCGAGGGGUAUGGGAGUCAGGAAAGCGACAUUGAAGACUGGGCUUUAGGCAACGACGAGAUGGAGUCAGGCAGUGAAGAGACCUCACUUAGUGACAAGGAAGGAGAAGGUCGGGUGACUGAGUACAAUGGUGAAAGUGAGCUUGAAGAUGAGUGCGAAGAGAGAGGUGGUUGA
Messenger RNA from Bacidia gigantensis, 1551 nucleotides. RefSeq lists its product as uncharacterized. Lineage: Eukaryota; Fungi; Ascomycota; Lecanoromycetes; Lecanorales; Ramalinaceae. The transcript has a single exon. The record is from RefSeq and is a predicted model, not a curated record. Bases 1 to 1551 code for a protein of 516 amino acids.